AUGUCGUCCUACCGAGGAAGUGGUCGUAGCGACUAUGAUGAAGUCUACGAGCGCAGGACCGCUCGCCGCAGCCCCCCCAGGAGGGCGCCUGUCCGCGAGUAUGAAGACGUCGACGUUCGCGUCCGCGAGAGAGAUCGUUCCAGAGAGCGUGUAGACCGCACUCCUGCUUUUCUCCGGGAGGACGCCCGCCGCACCGACGCUGGUGCCCUCGUGCUCCGUGCUCGCGAGGUCGAGACCAUCGACCGCCGCCGCGUACCCUCUCCCAGCCCCCCUCCCACAGUGCGAUCCCGCAGCAUCCGUCCUCGCUACGUUCAGCGCUCGCCCUCUCCAAGCGUUCAUGUCGAUGUUGACACACGCGUCAUCGAGAGGCGGCGGCCUCGCUCCCCAACCCCGGAGCGUGAGCGUGAGGUUGAUGUCGACCUCCGCAUCGUCCACCGCGAGAAGGAGCGUGCGCCAACUCCAGAGCCCCCGCCGCCUCCGCCAGAGCCUCCAGUCAUCCGAGGUCCCACUAUUGAGAGAGAAGUUAUUACGCACUACCGCGACAUUGACCAUGGUGUGAUCCGUGUGCGACAGCCGUCACCAUCACCGCCCCCGCGGCCAGCCCGUGUCACUAAGCACGAGACAGAUAUUGACAUCAACAUCUCUCGCCAUGACACAGACGUGGAAAUUCAGAAGCGCGCGCGCUCCCGGUCUCGGCCACGGCCCAGGUUCUACGAUGAUGAGGACAUUCACAUUGACAUUGAUCGCAACCGCAUCCACAUAGAUGAGCACUCCCACGAGACACGACGACGGGCACUCUCUGAGGUGCGCAGACCACCUUACGAGGAUGAGGCGAAUUACAUCACGAGCAAGAUCGAUUCGCGCGGCCGUAUGGGUGAGGCGUGGCACGGGGCCACCAAGGACUGGACGAUUGUGGAUGUGCCACCCGGAACGGAACGGGUGCAGAUGGACGGUGUCGGCGGUGGCGGCGCGGAAGUGACAUGGCAACGCUACAACGGCGUCCGCCGCGCAAAGUUCAUCCCUGAGCGCGAUGGCACGGUGGUGUCCUCGAAUUCGAUCAUUGAGCGCGGCCGCGAUCUCGAUCACCACCACCACCACGAUCACGAACUGAGCGUGGAUGUUCACAUUAACAAAAACCACAGCCAUGAGAGGUCCAGGUCUCGUGCUCCCGAGGUGGUCGAAGAGAUUCGCGACAGGCGCAUCUCCAUCCGCGACGGCAAGUCCAAGAAGGACAGUGACAUGUGGACCGAGAUCACCAAGGAUCUGGUUGUCCGUGAAGCCAUCGAGAAGCGUGGAUACGCAUACGAGGAGACCGAGUUCUUCUUCUACGUCAUGCAGUACUUGGCCUAUGAGGACGUCCUCGAGCUCGUUGAGAUGUCUGACAGAAUCCGACGGAGACGCCGCGAGAAGGAGCGAUAUGUGGACUGGGAGCGGGAUGCCUUCCGCGACGACUGGGAACGGAAGAGCCGGCACUACCACUCGCACACCUAUGGCGGGGCCCGGUCGUCGCACUGGGACAAGUACGAUACCGAGCGUCUCCGCGAGCAUGACGUCACGUACGAGCGGUUGCGAUACUAA
Messenger RNA from Microdochium trichocladiopsis, 1578 nucleotides. RefSeq lists its product as uncharacterized. Bases 1 to 1578 code for a protein of 525 amino acids. NCBI's taxonomy places the organism in Eukaryota, Fungi, Ascomycota, Sordariomycetes, Xylariales, Microdochiaceae. The transcript is spliced from 3 exons. The record is from RefSeq and is a predicted model, not a curated record.